GCUCGUGGUGAAGGUCAAACGUCGACCUGGAAGCAAUCGAUUCGCGACAUCGCUUGCAAACACCACCGACAUGGCAUCAAUACGCAGCGCGCUCGUCCUUGCAUGUGCCGCACUGGCAUCGGCGGCUAAGUUGACUGUUUCCAUCCCGCCAUCACAACUGCUGCCGAAUCCAUCGACCCUUCCAUCCUCAAGCCACGCAGUGCUACUCGGGCCUCCAGGUGUACGCUACGAUGCUCCGAUCCGUAGAGACAACACUUUCUUGUUCGAAGAUAUUCCAGAUGCCAGCUAUCUGCUCACAAUACAAUCUCGGGACCACUUCUUCCCGCCUUUAAGAGUGGAUGUCACGAAAAGUGAGGGCGAAAGUUCGCAAAACAUCAGUGCUUGGGCAACUUUCAGAGGCAACGAGUGGGACAACAAAGGGCAGUCUUUCGGGACGGGAAAAGAUGAACUGAAGAUUGAUGUCAAAGCUGGGGCCGAGAAGCAGUUCUACCAAGAAAGAGGCGGCUUCAACAUUCUCAGCUUCUUGAAGAGUCCGAUGAUUCUGAUGGCUUUGGCGUCCUUGGUGCUGGUAGUCGGCAUGCCGUACAUCAUGGAGAACAUGGAUCCGGAAGCAAAGGCGGAGUUCGAGGAGAUGAGCGCCAAAAGCCCGCUAUCUGGCAGCUCUGGCGCAGCCGCGCAAAUGCAGAACUUCGAUUUGGCAGGUUUCCUGGCUGGCACAUCCAAGUCUUCAGACGAUUCGUCUUCUGCGAAGAAGAAGUAGCUGGAAGACUCCGCUCUGUAUUCAUCGAAUGAAGUCAAAACAUUAACAUGCUCUCAUAACUGAUUUUGCCUGCCUCCGGGUUCCAGGAGAAUACCCGCCAUCUGCUUUUCAGGAUUGCGUGCUUCACAACACAGCCCAUG
Messenger RNA from Cercospora beticola, 900 nucleotides. RefSeq lists its product as uncharacterized. Gene Ontology annotation, cellular component: EMC complex. Lineage: Eukaryota; Fungi; Ascomycota; Dothideomycetes; Mycosphaerellales; Mycosphaerellaceae. The record is from RefSeq and is a predicted model, not a curated record.